AUGGAUGGUGACAGUGAUGAAAUAAAGGAGCAGCUGAGGCUUCAGUUUCAAGCUCUUCAAGAGCAACAAGUGCAGCGCAUCCAGAGAAGACUGGAGAUGAAAAAGACGGACUCAAACGCUCCUCCUCUCAGCGGUCUGGACAAUAUAAACUUCACAGAAGAGGAUGAUGACAUGAUGGGUCUAUUCAAUGCAAGAGUGACGCAGAAUGAAAACAAACAGCUGCACGAUCAUGUGAGGGAGCUGAGAGAUGAGAACGGCAGACUCCAUAAACUGCACAGUGAGAAAGACUUUGAGAUUAAACACCUGAAGAAGAAGAGAGAGGAGGAAAGAUUGGCUUUAGCAGGUACUGCUGGUCUGGCAGGAGAUGCAGGAGCAACCAAAAUUGUGGAACUGUCAAAAAAGAAUCGAGAAUUAGCAGCUGAAAUAGAACGAGAGAAGACCAAAACGAAACAAGCAAACAAUCGAGUCAAAGAACUGGAGAAAGAGCUUCAGGCCACAUUGUUACUUAAUCCUGGCAAGAAGACAACCAAAACGCAGGAUUCAAGGACUGUGAACGACCAUCUUGAAAACAGCCCCAUAGUAAAAUCCCUGCAGGAGAAACUAUCUACAGCCCAACUCAAAAUGACUGAAUACCGCAACCAGAUCCAGACCUGUAAACAAGAGUUAAAAAUAGCACACAGGGUGUUGAGCUGUGAGGUGGGCGAGGACGUCAAUAUUCAGCAGAUACUGUGUAACCCGGGAGGCUGGAGAGGCCGUUCUCAGCAGAUCCUCGCCCUUCAGAACAGAAUGCGAGACCUGGAACAGCAGCUGAGCCAGUCCUCUCACAGGAAGCAGUUAUGUGACCUCGGCCUGGAGGAGGAGAUCACAGGAACGGGAGGCCUACUGAAGACUCAAGACAGAAACCUCAGCCACAUCCGUCACAUAGAGAGGGAGAGGAAGGAGACACUGGAGAAGCUCACAGUGGAUUAUGAAGUUCUUCUUGAGGAGCACUCAGACACGAAGAAGAAACUGGAGGCCUCUAAAUCCAGGAACAAAGUGUUGAGCACAGAAGUCAAAGCCCUGAAGAGCCAGAUCAGCACUCUGCUGGAUAAAGGCAAACAUGACGAUGAGCUGGUCGAUGCCUUAUUGAAGCAGCAGGCGAAGUGGCAGGCCAUGCUCGGGCAUCUAAGUCAGAAAGGGUCCCAGCGUGAGGAGGCUCAGCAGGGCCUGGAGCGACAUCUGCACAGCGAGGCCCAGCAGCACGCCUCGCUCGUCCAGCAGCUCAAAGCCAUGGUCUCAGAGAAGGAGAACAAGGUCAAAGAGCUGGAGCAGGAGAUCCAGCAACUCGCCCUCAUGAAGCAGUCAGAGUGUAAGAGUCAAACUAACAUCAGGCCUUCGACAUCACGACAUGAGAACAGCAGGGAGUCAAACUCUGCCAGAGAUGCACAAGCAGCCUGUCCAGAGUGUGCUGUUAAAAUCCCAGCGCUCCAGGCUCAGUGUGCGGAGUAUAAGGCUCUUUAUCAAGCUGCCAGUGUGGAGAGAGACAGACUGCUGGAGCUGACCAAAGUGCAGCAAACCAGUGAAGAAGAGGCGAAGCGCCAGUGUGCAGAAGCUGAGCAGAAACUCAGACUGGAGUGGCAGCGUUCAGUCUCACUGGAGCAGCAGCUGGAGAAAGCCAAACUGGACUUAAGGAAAGAAGCGAGUCUGCAAACGUCUAAUAGGAGUAGAACAGGAAGCUCAGGCAGCACUCUGAGUCUCCCUGACAAACAGGAGGGUUCGUCUCCCAGAAGCCCCUCUGAUGUCACCCGUGAUGCACAACUUGGUGAACUCAAAGCACGGUUGGCACUGCAACUAGAAGAAAAUGAAUCCUUGAGAACUGCUCUGAAGAACGCCUUGAAGGAAAAGAAAGAAGGCUUGCAAUUCUACAAGGACAUGCUGGCCCAAGCAAAACAGGAAUUCCAGCAUGCCCACAGAAAGCAUGAGCAGGGGACUUAGACUGGACU
Messenger RNA from Sinocyclocheilus rhinocerous, 1982 nucleotides. It is a transcript of the gene ccdc13, whose product is annotated as coiled-coil domain containing 13. The coding region runs from base 1 to 1974 and encodes 657 amino acids. NCBI's taxonomy places the organism in Eukaryota, Metazoa, Chordata, Actinopteri, Cypriniformes, Cyprinidae. The record is from RefSeq and is a predicted model, not a curated record. Gene Ontology annotation, cellular component: centriolar satellite. The transcript has 14 exons. Gene Ontology annotation, biological process: non-motile cilium assembly; cytoplasmic microtubule organization.